Molecule: messenger RNA, 998 nt
Organism: Annulohypoxylon maeteangense
Lineage: Eukaryota; Fungi; Ascomycota; Sordariomycetes; Xylariales; Hypoxylaceae
Product: pyrimidine 5-nucleotidase
Exons: 4
Coding region: 145-867 (240 amino acids)
Biological process (GO): pyrimidine nucleobase metabolic process; nucleotide catabolic process
Molecular function (GO): nucleotidase activity
Source: RefSeq, a predicted model, not a curated record
CCCCUUUAUUGCUCUUACUCACUUGAAGUCUUACCCCGAGAUUCGUUUAUAAAUUACUUAUAACCAGUUUGCAUCGUUUAUAUAAAUUUAUUGCAAACUCUGUCUCUAUAUACCUACUACCUAGUACAUACAAAAUAUUAAGCUAUGGGAUCGCAAACGGCAAAGCCCAAUGGGGCGACAACAUCCAGACCUGUCUUAUUCUUCGAUAUCGACAAUUGCCUCUAUCCCAGAAGCACUAAAGUCCAUGACCUGAUGGCCGACCUCAUCGAUGUGUACUUUGCGACACAUCUCAAUAUUCCAGAAGAGGAAGCCAUCAAGUUGCACAAGGAGUAUUACAGGAACUACGGUCUCGCGAUCGAAGGGCUGGUGCGCCACCACCAGAUUGACCCCUUGGACUAUAACGCCAAGGUUGACGACGCUUUACCCCUAGAGGGCAUCAUCAAACGGAACCCACAACUGCGGAAGCUACUUGAGGAUAUCGAUACCUCCAAAGUAAAACUAUGGCUCUUGACUAACGCCUACAUCACACAUGGCCAAAGAGUUGUCAAGCUCUUAGGCAUCGACGAUUUAUUUGAGGGCCUUACGUAUUGCGACUAUUCGAAAGAUCCCAUCAUAUGCAAGCCGCAUAAGGAUAUGUUUGCCAAAGCGAUGAGGGAGGCUGGAGUAGAGAGAGCCGAGGACUGCUAUUUUGUCGAUGAUUCGUAUCCAAACGCAGUCGGUGCGAAACAGCUGGGAUGGACAGCAGUUCACUUAGUCGAAGAUGGUCUACCGGUCCCAGAAACCCAAGCAUCUCAAUACCAGAUAAGGCAUCUGGAAGAGCUACGAGGAGUAUUUCCGCAAUUCUUCAAAUCAUCAAAUCCGGCAUAAACGGCGCGAGGCAUGGAGCUCGGGAAGUGUUGGUCGCAUGGUAUAGCCCAGUCAUUUAGAGGAGAUCAUUAGCAUCAGAAGGGCAAUAAAGCCCAUAUCGCAUAGUAUAAACGACUAUUAUAGACCACUUU